AUGCCAUUCGUCCCCGCUGCCCUACCCCGCUGCACUUUUUAUCUCCAAGUGCAUGCGGGCACUCGUCUCCGAAAUCUUCCUCUCCUAUCUCGUUCUUUUUCCUAUAACUAUUCCUCUGUCCAAGGAGUCAGACGAUCUCAUUCAUCGUCGAUUGAGUCCUCUUUAGUGAACGUCAAUUUUUCUCCUAUCAGCCCCGCCUUUCCGACUUUCCGAACGUUUUCCGGCUCAGCAAUGGCUGCCGCCAAGAUUGAUGGCACUGCCAUCGCGAAGAGCAUUCGCCAGGGGUUGAAGUCCGAGAUCGAGCAGAUUCAAGUGACCAACCCUAGAUUCAAGCCCAACCUAGUCAUCUUCCAGAUCGGCAGCCGAUCUGAUUCUAGUACCUAUGUGCGCAUGAAGCUGAAGGCCGCCCAGGAGGCCAACAUCAUCUGCACCUUGAUCAACGUUCCCGAAUCGAGCACGGAGCUGCAGGUCAUCCAAGAGAUCACCAGAGCCAACAAUGACCCCACGAUCCACGGAAUCCUCGUUCAAUUGCCUCUCCCAAAUCACAUGUCUGAGCAUGCAAUCACAUCCGCCGUUGCAGACGAGAAGGAUGUCGAUGGGUUCGGCGCAAUCAAUAUCGGCGAGUUGGCCAAGCGAGGCGGUCGUCCGCUGUUCACUCCCUGCACCCCUCUGGCGGUGAUGGAACUACUCAAGGCAAGCGGUGUAGACCCCGCCGGCAAGGAGGCAGUCGUCCUGGGACGUAGCGACAUCGUCGGUAGCCCAGUCAGCUAUUUGCUCAAGAACGCGGAUGCUACCGUUACUGUCUGCCACUCAAAGACACCGGAUAUUGCCCGUAUUGUGAAGAACGCUGACAUUGUUGUGGCGGCCAUUGGCCAGACUGAGCUUGUGAAGGGUGACUGGUUGAAGCCCGGUGCUGUGGUCAUUGAUGUUGGUAUCAACUACAAGCCUGAUGCGACCAAGAAGUCCGGUGAGCGACUGGUCGGCGAUGUGGAGUUUGAGUCCGCUUCCCAGGUGGCCUCACAGAUCACCCCCGUCCCCGGUGGUGUUGGUCCCAUGACAGUGGCCAUGUUGUUGAAGAACGUGGUUCAUUCUGCCAAGGGCUACUUCGAGAAACAGAAGGACCGCCACGUCACUCCUCUUCCCAUUCGCCUACAGACCCCUGUGCCUUCCGAUAUUGCCAUCUCGCGGGCCCAGUACCCCAAGCCCAUCACCCAGGUUGCCACUGAGGUCGGCAUUGCCCCUCAUGAGUUGGAGCCCUACGGCCACACCAAGGCCAAGAUCAGCCUCGGUGUGCUGGACCGCCUCUCCCACCGCCGCAACGGAAGAUACAUCUUGGUCUGCGGUAUCACACCCACCCCUCUUGGUGAGGGCAAGUCCACCACCACAUUAGGUCUCACUCAAGCACUUGCCAAGGACCUACCUUCGGCAUCAAGGGGUGGCGCCGCUGGUGGAGGCUAUAGUCAAGUUAUUCCCAUGGACGAGUUCAACCUCCACCUUACUGGAGACAUUCACGCCAUCACCGCUGCGAACAACCUUCUCGCUGCGGCCAUUGAGACUCGCAUGUUCCACGAAUCCACCCAGAGAGACGGACCUCUUUACAAGCGUCUUGUCCCUGUCAACAAGGGCACACGUGAAUUCAAGCCCAUCAUGUUCCGACGUCUGAAGAAGCUAGGUAUCGAGAAGACUAACCCAGACGAUCUUACCGAGGAGGAAAUUACCCGCUUUGCCCGCCUAGAUAUCGACCCAGACACCAUCACUUGGCGCCGCGUUCUCGAUGUCAAUGACCGUCACCUGCGUGGUAUCACCGUCGGCGUGGCCCCUACUGAGAAGGGUCUGUCUCGCGAGACUGGCUUCGAUAUUUCCGUCGCUAGUGAGUGUAUGGCCAUUCUUGCCCUGAGCAACGACUUGGAGGAUAUGCGUGAGCGACUGGGUCGUAUGGUGGUUGCCACUUCUAGAAACGGCGACCCCGUGACUUGCGACGACAUUGGUGCCGGUGGUGCUCUUGCCGCCUUGAUGAAGGAUGCCAUUAAGCCAAACUUGAUGCAGAGUUUGGAAGGCACUCCUGUGAUGGUGCACGCUGGUCCCUUUGCUAACAUCAGUAUUGGCGCCAGCUCUGCCAUCGCUGAUAAGCUUGCCCUCAAGCUUGCCGGUACUGAGCCUGAUGAGGAUCAUGAAGCCAAGACCGGUUUCGUGGUCACUGAGGCUGGAUUUGACUUCACCAUGGGUGGUGAGCGCUUCUUUAACAUCAAGUGCCGCUCCUCUGGUCUGGUUCCGGACACUGUCGUUAUUGUGGCUACUGUCCGUGCGUUGAAGGUUCACGGCGGCGGCCCCGAGAUUAAGCCCGGUGCCCCUCUCCAGGAGGUCUACCGCACCGAGAAUGUAGAUGUUCUCCGCAAGGGUUGUGUUAACCUGCGGAAGCACAUCGCCAACGCCAAGCAGUACGGCGUCCCGGUUGUCGUCGCGAUCAACAAGUUCGAGACUGACACCGAUGCCGAGAUUGCUGUCAUCAAGGAGGAGGCGAUCGCUGCUGGUGCCGAGGAUGCUGUCCCUGCCAACCAUUGGGCUGAGGGUGGAGCUGGCGCCGUUGAUCUGGCCAAGGCUGUCAUGACCGCUAGCUCUAAAGAGAAGGACUUCAAGCUUCUCUACGGACUGGAUGGAACCAUCCAGGAGCGCAUCGAGCGCAUCGGCCAGGCCAUGUAUGGUGCCGAGAAGGUCGAGUUCAGUGAAUUGGCCCAGAAGAAGGUCGACACCUACACCAAGCAAGGGUUCUCUAACCUGCCAAUCUGUAUCGCCAAGACUCAGUACUCACUCAGUCACGACCCAGCCCUUAAGGGCGCCCCCACCGGCUUCACUGUGCCGAUUCGGGAUGUUCGAUUGGCUGUGGGUGCUGGAUACCUCUACGCUCUGGCUGCCGACAUUCAGACCAUUCCCGGACUGCCCACUGCCCCCGGCUACCUCAAUGUGGACAUCGACACCGAGACUGGUGAUAUCGGUGGGCUGUUCUAGAUUACGAUAUAGAUAGGGAGAUAUUUGGAGCUUGCAUAUACCAUUGUUCAGAAUUUCGAUUUUAUUUUUCAACACAUAC
This is a messenger RNA of Penicillium verrucosum, 3085 nucleotides long. Its product is annotated as C-1-tetrahydrofolate synthase. Lineage: Eukaryota; Fungi; Ascomycota; Eurotiomycetes; Eurotiales; Aspergillaceae. The coding region runs from base 1 to 3006 and encodes 1001 amino acids. Gene Ontology annotation, biological process: tetrahydrofolate interconversion. The record is from RefSeq and is a predicted model, not a curated record. The transcript has 6 exons. Gene Ontology annotation, cellular component: cytosol. Gene Ontology annotation, molecular function: ATP binding; methylenetetrahydrofolate dehydrogenase (NADP+) activity; formate-tetrahydrofolate ligase activity.